UGUGAUGAAGUCACUUCCUACUGAUUUGGUGAGGAGCAGAAACACUCUGCUGUAUCAUGUCGUCUUAGUUAGGCUCCACAGACGUUACCCGGUACAGUAACCAUCAUGUUUGGGUAUAAAUGUUCUCGCUUCGAGCCUCUGAAGCUGGCUCUGUGGUUCGCGGCCUUUCUAGGCUGUUUGUUGGUUCGGUCCGGAACGACGGAGAACAACAGCCCGUGGUACCAGGACCUCUGCAGAUAUAAAUGGGAGGCAAUAGAUCAAGAUAAUAAAGUGAGAUAUACACUAAAGCUCUGUGACUCUUCACCACCAACCAGCUGUGGAGCUGACACUGCCAUGUGUUUACGAAACCUCACAACCAACAAAGAGCAGUCUGUUGGUGACCUUUCGCUGCAGAAGCUCUCUGACACUGUGCUGGAUUUCAACAGCACGCAAACUUGUCCUGGAAGCAACAACAAGAUUCAGACCAGCAUCAGCUUCCAGUGUGGGAAAACCAUGGGGACUCCAGAGUUUGUGACCGUGUCUCAGUGCGUGCAUUACUUUGAGUGGAAGACCUACGCUGCCUGCAAGAAAGACAAAUUCAAGCCACAUAAAGAGGUGCCCUGCUACGUGUUUGACUCUGAUGGGAGGAAGCAUGACCUCAGUCCUCUGAUAAAACUGAAAGAUGGCUAUCUAGUGGACGACGGCGAAGACAGCAUAGACUUCUACAUCAACAUCUGCCGCAGUCUCAACCUUCCAGACAAAGGCUGUACAGAGGGCUCUGCAGCCUGCCUCGUCACACAAGAUGGCUCAUACAACAUGGGUUUUCCUACCCAGCAGCUAGAGCUAAUGACUGAUGACAGCUUGAGUUUACAGUAUUCUUUAAGUGACGACUCGAAUCCUCCAGCAAUCUGUGGAUCAAGCAAACCAGCAGUCAACAUCACCUUCAGAUGCCCAUCAAGCAGGCAUUUGAGCAGCCCUCCUACGAUGAUAGCUAAGCCAAACUGCCAUUACGAGGUGGAGUGGGUCACUGAAUACGCUUGUCACAGAGACUAUCUGGAGAGCCAUACCUGCAAACUGACCAGCGAACAGCAUGACAUCUCCAUAGACCUAACUCCUCUCACUUUAGCCUCUUCGGAUCAUCCAUACUAUACACAGUCUGGGCCCAGUGGCACACCUGACAGCUACAUCUACUACCUGAACAUAUGUGGUAGGGUUCCCACUCAGGAAUGUGGUGACGGGCCGUUCAUAUCAUCCUGCCAGGUGAAGAAUGGCGAAGGAAGGAAGAUUGUGGCUGGACAAUAUCAGAACCAGACAUUACGUUAUUCAGAUGGAGAUCUGACUCUGAUCUAUCCAGAUGGCCUCAAAUGCUCCUCUGGCUUUGAGAGAAUGACCAUCAUCAACUUUCAGUGCAACAAGACUGCUUCCCACGGCGGGCGAGGGAAUCCAGUGUUUGCUGGGGAAACCGACUGCACUUAUUAUUUUAACUGGGAUACGGCGUUUGCCUGCGUCAAAGAGAAGGAGGAUCUGUUAUGUCGGGUCACAGAUGGCAACAAGCGUUAUGACCUUUCACCCCUCACAAGAUACCCAGAGUCAGAGGGCAGUGAGAACUGGGAGGUGGUGGAUGAUAAAUCGUCAAAGGCAGACUCGCGUUACUACCUGAAUGUUUGCCACAAAGUCAUCCCUACAGGAAGGGCAGCUGGUUGUCCAGUGGAUGCCGCCAUGUGUGCCGUGGAUAAGAAUAACAGAACUAUCAGCCUGGGAAGCUUCCUCUCUUCUCCCCAGAAAACCAGAACUGGAAACGACAUCAGGCUGGUGUAUACUGAUGGAAGUUUUUGCACCCAAAACAAGACAAGGAUCAAAACUAUCCUGACUCUCAAGUGCAAACCAGGAGAUCUCGAUAGUGCUCCUGUCCUUCUUGGCGUCUCAUCUGAUGAGUGUGUUUAUGAGUUGGAGUGGUACACAGCCGCCGCCUGCGUCCUCUCGAAGACGCAGGGAGACAACUGCAAGGUGGAGGACCCUCAAGCUGGCUUCUCUUUCGACUUGUCGCCUCUCUCCAAGCCUCAUGGUGGUUUUUACAACCUGACUAAAGGCAUCUAUCAGUAUUACAUCAACGUCUGUGGUCCAGUCAGUGUUUCGUCGUGUCCUGAGAAGGCCGGCGCAUGCCAGGUGGAAAAGAAUUCUUGGAGUCUUGGGGAACAGAACUCCCGUCUGUCGUACUACGAUGGGCUGAUUCAGCUGAACUACAGUAACGGCACCCCAUACAACAACGAAGAGCACACUCCCAGAUCUACGCUCAUCUCUUUCCUCUGUGACCCACAAAUUGGACCAGGAAACCCAGAAUUCCAGAUAGAAGACAAGUACACGUACAACUUCCGCUGGUAUACCUCCUACGCGUGCCCUGAAAGACCCCAUGAGUGUUUGGUGACCGAUCCAGACACACUGGAACAGUAUGACUUAUCCAGCCUGUCACACACCACCUCCAACUGGCAGGUGAUGGACUUAUCCGACAGCAAUAAUCUGAAGAAGUAUUACAUCAACGUAUGCCGCCCCAUCAGCCCUGUACAUGGCUGCGACCGCGAUGCAUCCAUCUGCGAGAUGAAAUAUGUAACCAAGCAGGGCUCUGUAGAGGAGGAGGUGUCAGUCAGUAACAUGGGCAUUUCAAAGCGAGGGCCGAUCAUCGAAGCACGGGACCGCCUUAUGCUGGAGUUCACAGAUGGCUCUGCCUGUGAUUCGGACGGUCAGAAACUCUCGUAUACAACGCGCAUUCACCUGGUCUGCUCCAGAGGGACUCUCGUUAAGGGACCGCGAUUCCUGAUGUACCAGAACUGCACUGCCACCUUUAUGUGGGAGACCAAUGCAGCCUGUGCCAUCAGAACCAUCACAAACAAUACAUGUGCUGUGGUGGACCCCAACACUGGCUUUGAGUACAACCUAACGCCUUUGGCUUCCAAGACCGGAUACAAUACAAGUGGGAAUGGCAAGAAAUUCCUGGUAAACAUCUGCUCAGAUGUAGCUGAAUGUGGUCAGGGAAUGGCUGGCUGUGAGCUGGAGAACGAGCACCCCAUCAGCCCUGUGGGGGAGGAGAAGACCCUCCAGUAUUCAACUGACGGCAUCCUCCAACUAACAUACAGGGGACCUGUUGACGUUCCAACAGCAACUCGGGACACCUUCCGGAUUAAUUUUGUGUGUGAUCCAAAGUCUUACCCUGGAUCCUUAAAACUGGUGCGAGAGGACAUGAGUACUUCCCCUAAGCAUGUGGUCCAUGACGUCCUCUUUGAGUUCUCCACCGCUUUGGCCUGCAUGCCUGCUCCAGUUGACUGCAGGAUCACAGAUUUGCAUGGUAAUGAGUAUGACCUGAGUCACCUGAUCCGGGAUGAAGAUGACUACCCAUGGAAUCCCAUAAACACAGAUUCAGGCACAUCAAGAAGGUUUUAUAUCAACGUCUGCAAACCCCUCCCACGUGUAGAUGAGUGUCCAGUGGGCUUUUUGGGAUCCUGCGUUGUCAUUGAUGGCAAAGGAUACAACCUGGGAUACAUCCAGUCCAGCCCACAGGCAGCAGAAGAUGGCUCCAUCAGCGUGGUGUACCAGAAUGGAGACAAAUGCGGGUCUUCGUCCCAGUACUCAACUCGCAUCAUCUUUCAGUGUGAUGAAAACCCGGGCUCUCCCAUGUUUGACCGUAUAGAUGGUUGUGAAUAUGUCUUCAUCUGGCGAACGUCCGAGGCCUGCCCUAUCAGGAAGUCACAAGGUACUGACUGUCGAGUUCGUGACCCUAAGAGUGGCUAUGAAUUUGAUCUGAGCUCUCUGAAGGGUAGAGAUUACUUCCUAAAUGCUGCCAAGUACACUUACUAUCUUUCAAUUUGCGGCGGACUCCAAAAAGAUGUUUGCACCCACAAAAAGACAGGUGAAACUGUCUCCUCCUGCCAAGUUGCCGGAGGAAAACAUAAGAUCGCAGGAAUGGCAAACCAGGUGCUAACUUAUGUUGGAGACCAGAUCAUCCUGAACUACACCAGUGGAGAGAUCUGCCAUAAAGUUUAUGAGAGGUCUACCAAUAUCUACUUCUCCUGCAACCCUGACAGGAAUCCUGGAGAACCGGAGUAUAUUAGGGAGACUCCAGACUGCACCUAUUUGUUCAACUGGCCCACUGCACUGGCCUGUGUCCCAGUCAAGACCACCAGCUGCUCUUACAAUGAUGAUCAGGGUCGCUCGUACGACCUCUCACCUCUGGCUAUGGACUCUGGGAACUGGGAGGCGGAACUUCCCACUGGGGACACGAAUAAACAGUAUUACAUUAACGUCUGUAGGUCGCUGGUGAAGCAGAAAGACCCAUGGAAGUGUCCCUCCACUGCAGCGUCAUGCCUGAAGGUUGGAGAUGAAUAUUGGAGUCUGGGUCAGGUCCAUUCUGGUCCUACUUGGGACGGAAAUGUCCUAAUGCUGCAGUACACCAGCGGCCAGGCUUGUUCAGAUGGAAGCCGCAACAGGACCAGUAUUAUCCGCUUCCAGUGUGACAAAAACAAAGUGAACUCUCGGCCUACUCUGAUCUCUGACAUUGAAGACUGUGUGUACACCUUCAUGUGGAAAACAGCUGCUGCCUGCCCUCUAAAUAGUGUCCAGCAUGACAACUGCAGAGUCACCAACCCUGCUACAGGUCAUUUAUUUGACCUGAACCCCUUGAAGAAGAAUGAGGGUUACACUGUGCACCAUCAUAAGGACCAGAAGAUGGUGUUCCGCAUGAACAUCUGUGGAUCUGUGGCCAACACUGGUUGCAGCCCUGACACUGCUGUGUGCAUUAAGGAAGGCAGUGAUGUGGUCAGUGGUGGUAAGGUGAGCAAUAAGCUCUCAUACAAGGACCAUGUUCUGGAGCUCACCUAUGAAGAAGGAAGUCCAUGCCCUGCAAACCGUAGCCUCACCCACAGCACCGUCAUCAGCUUCAUCUGCAGGCCAGCUAGCAUGAGCUCAGCCCCCUCAGAGCCAGUGCUGAUUGGCUCAAACACUGAAAUGUGCACGCACUUCUUCGCUUUCCACACACCGUUGGUUUGUGAGCAGCCUGUAACUUGUUCAGUCCAGAACGGCUCUGCUCUCAUAGACCUGACUCCUCUGAUUCAUGUCAGCGGAUACUACACAGCAACAGAUGACGACAUUGACCCGGAUAACCCAGACUUCUACGUCAACAUCUGCCAGCCUCUAAACCCCAUCCCUGGGGUCAACUGCCCACCUGGAGCCGCUGUCUGCAUGGAUCCAAAUGACGGACCACCUGUGGAAAUUGGUCGCACCACCCGUGGUCCAGAGCUCAACAAAUUAACAAGGGAGGUAUCCAUCACCUACAACAGCUCAACAAAGUGUGCUUUGGACCCUCUACAGAACUACACUUCAACCAUUGUCUUUACCUGCCGGAGAGGCCUCGAGCUGGGCUCUCCGCAAAUGCUGAGGCUGCAGGGCUGCAUCUAUUUCUUUGAGUGGCCAACCCCGAUAGUCUGUUCAGAUGCCACUAACAUCAGCGGCUGCCAGCUUACUGACUCUCAGCUCCAGUUUACAUUUGACCUGUCAAACCUCUCCAAGGAAGUCCAGGUAAACGGGAACUCGGGUACGUAUCACAUCAAAGUCUGCGGCUCAGUGGAAGUACCGGCCUGUGAGCAGAGUGCAGUGUGCCACGUUUCUGGUUCAGACAAGUUGGGGUCAUCAUUUGGCAUCAGUAAAGCCAUGACAAUGGACUUCAAACACGAAGAGCAGGCUGUGCUGAUGCAGUAUGGUGGAGGAGAUCCCUGCGCACUAGCCUCGGCUAAGCAUCAGUCCUCCAUAUUGUUUACAUGCGACCAUUCUGUAGGAAGUGGUUCUCCAGAGCUGCUCUCAGAGACAGCAGGCUGUACAGUCACUUUCCAGUGGCGCACCAAUGCAGUUUGUACCCCAAGGAAGAUGGAGUGUAAGCUCGUCAGCCAGCAUAAGACCUUUGACCUCCGAGCACUUUCCUCCCUCACUGAGCCGUGGAAGUUCAGCUACAAAGGAGAUUCGUAUUUCAUCAACCUGUGUCAGGGUAUCCGUGGUGGACUGCCAGGCUGUCCUGAAGAUGCAGCCGUAUGCCGCCGCACAGCAGCAGGAAAAACCGAAGUCCUGGGCCGAGUUUACACGCAGAAAAUGGAGUCCAGUGGUGGGAAGAUUUUUGUGAACUAUUCAGCAGGAGAUGAAUUAUGCCCUAAACGCCAGAAAGCCAAGACCAUAAUCCAGCUGAGCUGCGGCUCCACAGUGGGACACCCCAAAGUUAUCAGGGUUGAUGAGGGUUCAUGUGAGUUCUUGAUAGGCUGGGAGACUCUGGAAGCUUGUGCAGUGAAACCAACGGAGGUACAGAUGGUAAAUGGAACCAUAAAGGUUCCUAAAACUGGAGUCAGCUUCAGUCUGGGAGCACUCUACUUCAGCCACCAUCAGGCGUCUGGAGACAUUCGUAACAAUGGCGACCGCUACAUCUACCACAUCCAGUUGUCUGGUAUCACCAAUAAAUCCCUGCCUAAAUGUCUUGGUGCCAACAUCUGCCAGGUGAAACAGAAUGACACCUACAGCCGCAAGAUUGGCUCAUCCAACAAAGCCAAGUACUACAUAAAAGGAGGAAAUGUGGAUGUGAUAGUGCCUUCUGAGUCAGAGUGUGGCCGCGCGAAGAACAAAACGGUUUCAUCCACAAUAAGGUUUCACUGUAACCCGUCAGCAGGUGUCGGCAUCCCAGAGUUUAUGCUGGAGACGGACAAUUGCCAGUAUCUGUUUGUGUGGCACACAAACGCUGUGUGUGAUCUGACGACUGUUGACAGGCAGAUAAAUGAUGACGGUGAAGACACUCCGCCUCUGUCUAGGCGGAGCCAAGCAAUGGGGGUGGUGCUGAGCCUCCUGUUGGUGGUUCUAAUUGUGUGUCUGAUGGGGCUUCUGCUGCACAAGAGAGAGAGGAGGGAACUGGUGAGGCAGAAGAUCGCUGGUUGUUGUAGGAGAGGAAACCAAGUCUCCUAUAAAUAUUCCAAGGUCAGCACAGAUGAAGGAGGAGAGGAGGAGAUGGAAUGGCUGAUGGAGGAGAUCGAUGCUCCUCCCACAUCUUCAUCGUCUUUGCACCGUGGCAAGAAUAACCAAAGCAACGGUCACAUCACGACCAAGCCUGUGAAUACAGAGGGUCUGCGGUCAUUCUCGCUGGACGAUCAGGAUGACGACAGCGAGGACGAGGUGCUGAGUGUCCCCGGGGUACGUGUGAUAAAAUCGUCAGGACUCGCUAAGCACUCUACGGCUCAUCGCAGCGCCUUCUUGCAAGAGGAGAGCGACGAGGACCUGGUGGGCCUCCUGGACGAGUCAGAUAGGAAAAGGAAGAGCAGCAAACCUCGCUCUUCUGGCCUUAACCACGGUAACAACACGGCAGCGAACAAGAAACGGGAAGAAGACGACAGUGACGAGGACCUCCUCAGGGUGUGAUGUCACUCUGUCCUUCCUGGUUCUCUCCAUCCAAUCCGAACUCUUCUCUCUCAGUGAAUGUCUCCAUAAUAGCAACAGUGAAAUGCCAACAACACACCGAAGACAGAAACCUUUCCUUUCUUUAGGGAUAUAUUUUUAUUGGGCUGCACCUUCAUUCGGCCUACACCGACUCAGUCCAGUUCACCGUCCACAUAUAAUUUUUAUUUGACAGCUCAUUUAAAGUGUUCUUAAGGUUCUUUUGAACUCCACCAUAUUGUCUUUCAUAAUCCCGAUACUUCAGCCUUGCCACAUUUGUCUGAUGAAGAACGAACAGGCCAGCUCUUAAAAUCGACUCUGGGAGCACACAAAGCUUCUUUCUAAUGUGAUUUCCAGCUUGAUGUGUCAACUAGACAUGUCACCAUAACCAUAUGCACCAAACAGUAAACAAUGAUACCACAACACUAUCAUUACAAGAAGGGAAAAUCUGAUAUCAUCACUGAAAUGAGGCAUGAUAAGAUGUGAAUGAAAAUUAAGUUAUAUAUGUAUCUUCUAUUUUCUUCUGGUGUUUUGAACUGAAGCUGUUUUCCUACCUUGAUUAAUGGUACUAACACUGGCUGUGUGUCUGCUUGUGGACUGUGUGAAGGUACUUAAUAAGGAAGACUUUUUUUUUCCUGUUUGGAGUUGUUUCUUUGCUCUCCAUUGGCCCGCAGGUACUUUAUGAAAAAACUGUCAUGAGAUUUAUUCCCAUAGCUUAGGCAGUGAAGGUGCCAGCUUCUUUCUAAAAAGGGAAUGAAGACACCAGUUUGUUUUCGUGCUAUUUACAGUUGCUUUUAUAGCAGACCCGUUUUUCCCCUUAUUUGCCCUCGAAAAGAAAGCACGAUGCCUUCAUACUGAUGAAUUUACUUUGCAUUUUCAUCUAUGAAUCAUGUCCAGCAACGGAUUGAAUUUCUUUGAUUGUCUUGAUUUGAUCAGAGACGUUGUAAAUAGAUGAUAAUGUUCUAUAAUAUGGACGUUUCGUUUAUAGUCUUCACCGGUGAAUUGUUCACAUGUUUGUUUUGGUGAUUAUUUAACGGCUCGUCCGAGCUGAUUACGUUUGUUUCUCUGUUCUGUGUGAAAAUGGAGAUGGCCUUAAGUAUGAAUGGAUGGUUGAAGAAAGUUGAAAGUGAAACUGGAGGCGUUCCUUUGGAUUGAUUUGGUCCCCUCCCGUCCUGUUAAAGCCAUAUUUCUACUGCCACCCUUGGCACUAAUGUAGGGAAAUCGAUUCUUUUUUUUUUUCUUUUUCUUGCUCGUGUGCUCUUGUACUUUACAGGCUCGGUUGUUGUACUCAGAUCUGAUUGCUGCGUGAAAAGUGAAGCCAACUUUUCGUAGUGCUGAAAUCCGCCCUGUUCAGCCAAAUGCAUGAUGCAAAAGAUGGUAGUGAAACUAAAAUGCAGGAUGUUUUGCUUUUUCACAGAGGAUGUCAGUAAUAAUGGAAACCUACUUUAUGCCAUAUUUCCACAUGAGAGUAAUUAAAUCUGUAAGCUUGCACAGUGUAAACACAGCAUGAUUGAGAUUGAUUUUUCUACAACAGUUAGAGCUCAGACCGGGUGAUUUUACAAAACAAACGCACCUCAAAUACGGUGAUUUUAUGGACACAUGAUCAUCACAAAAACAAUUAGGUUGGAUUAUUCUGUUUUCACUUCACUCUUCUUUCUGAUGUGCAGAGCAGCUGAAAACCAAUAAAAUAGCUGCUGUUAAUCUCAAUUUUCUCCAGUUAAUUGGUUUAGAGAAAAGUAGCACACCCUCAUAAAGGAAGGUGGACUUUUUGAAAAUCGUUUAAAAAAACAAAAAAAAACAAACUGAAAGUCUAUUUUGUAGGUUUCCACUAAUUAAUCAGAUUUGGUUGGUUGGUCAAAUUGACUGAACUUUGCAAACUCCCUGAAGACAUCAAGUCUAAAGAUUUAGCCUAAUUACUGCUAACAGGGAGGCACAUUUAAAGCUAAAACGAUUUUUUAAUUAAAAUAAUCUGUACUAUUCUUUGGUUUUGACUCCUCUACUAUAAACAACUGUUUGCUUUCACUGGCAAUAAUAAGUUUUGAGUUUCAGCCUUGUAAUUGGAACAAAAAAUAUAUCUGAAAACUGUGUUGCUGCUUGUAUAACCAGGAAGGGGUGAGCUGCAGCCCUUGGUAGCAUAAAUCUUUAUCUCUGUACAUCAGUAAUAACUUCUCAUUUUCUCCAACUGGGGAAAGGAGGUGAACAAUCCCGAGCUUAAUUAAAUCACUUUGCAGUGCAUUUGUUGACAUUUACUACCAUUAAAAAAAAACCGUGCCCUUGAUCGUAUAUUCAUCACAUUAGUUGCCGUUGCAUUGCUGGUGUAGAUUAAUAUUUGUGUUUUCUCAGUAUUCAAAUGUGAGUUUAUUGCUAAAACCUCAAUAACAAAGAUUUGCCAUUCAGGGUAUUUCUAAAGCUUUGUACACAUAAUUGUUAAGCGCGUUUUUGUAUGAUGCCACGUGCCCAAAAAAUACUGAUAAAAUAACGAGAAACAGCAUUUAAUAAAAUAAUUGUCAUUUACACUGUAAACUUCAGUGUACUUCACAGAAAGGAGUUCGAGGAGUGUUGUGAUAGCAAAGAGUAGAAACAGAUCGCACUCCUCCUUUUACUUUUUCUGUUUCUCUCUGAUUACAAACUGAACAUUUCCAAAGCAGCUUUUGACAUUUUAAAACUCUCUUAAUAAACUCUCUUAGCAUAUAAUCAUAUUAUUGUGCUACUGAUCUGAAAUUCUGAACAGUGCAAGUGUAUCUACCUUUAACAGCUUAAAGAAUGAGAGUACACGGCACAUGGUCAGGUUUCCAGAAACAUGACAAUGACAUUGGUAACAGGUGAAAUAUUUAUGAUCAGUAUUUAUCAUAAAAUAUGAUUGUAACGAAGACUUUUUAUAAACUUUCCUUUUACGUGUUCGUUCAUUCAGCGUGUGGUUUUGCUAUAUGAACUUGAGCUGUUCUUCUUAAAGUUUUUUUACCAGAAUCCUGACCCUGUUAGUCUGAGAGGUGAAUUGAAAGUGUCUGUGUUUGGCACUUUGUAGUCAUCUCUCCCGAGUCUCAACAUUGUAGCACUCCUCAUUUCAGAGUAGCAGGAGGUAAAGUUUGUGAAGUUAUUUGUUCAUUGUUGCAUUAAAUUUGUUUCUGCUUUGCACCAAAGUUCCCGUGGCUCAUCUGCAUGGUACUGUACUGAACCAUCUCUUUCUUGAAGUUAUUACUGGACAUUCUUGUGCUUUUUUUGUUUGUUUGUUUUUGUCCACAGUCGUGGAAACAUUUGGAUAUGAUGAAACAAAUUUAGUAUGUGAGACUGACAUCAAGCAGCAGACAAACCAACUGAAAAAAGAGGGAAAAAAAGCACAAGAAACUUUCUUCAAUGAUUUGGUACGAUGGGAUAUCAUCAUUAUGUUUUAGUUGAUGUAAGGUUAUGUUUGAUGUUUUCAGCUCUUUGCCUGUUUUCCUAUUUAAAAUAAAAAAUAUGUAAAAUAUUGCAUUAUUUGAAUAAAUAA
Haplochromis burtoni (Burton's mouthbrooder) is the source of this 10915-nucleotide messenger RNA. It is a transcript of the gene igf2r, whose product is annotated as insulin-like growth factor 2 receptor. Gene Ontology annotation, biological process: lysosomal transport. The coding region runs from base 106 to 7413 and encodes 2435 amino acids. The transcript is spliced from 50 exons. Gene Ontology annotation, molecular function: D-mannose binding; insulin-like growth factor binding; signaling receptor activity. Lineage: Eukaryota; Metazoa; Chordata; Actinopteri; Cichliformes; Cichlidae. The record is from RefSeq and is a predicted model, not a curated record. Gene Ontology annotation, cellular component: late endosome; trans-Golgi network; plasma membrane.